Messenger RNA from Sorex araneus (European shrew), 3525 nucleotides. It is a transcript of the gene COG1, whose product is annotated as component of oligomeric golgi complex 1. The transcript is spliced from 14 exons. The record is from RefSeq and is a predicted model, not a curated record. The coding region runs from base 32 to 2932 and encodes 966 amino acids. Lineage: Eukaryota; Metazoa; Chordata; Mammalia; Eulipotyphla; Soricidae. Gene Ontology annotation, cellular component: Golgi apparatus; COG complex. Gene Ontology annotation, biological process: intra-Golgi vesicle-mediated transport.
AAGUGACGCGCCGGUGGCUGACGGGUCCACGAUGGCGGCCGCGGCGGCUUCCCCGGCGCUGAAGCGGCUGGACUUGCGCGACCCCGCGGCGCUUUUCGAGACCCAUGGCGCGGAGGAGAUCCGCGGGCUGGAGCGCCAGGUCCGGGCGGAGAUCGAGCACAAGAAGGAGGAGCUGCGGCAGAUGGUGGGCGAGCGCUACCGCGACCUGAUCGAGGCGGCCGACACCAUCGGCCAGAUGCGCCGCUGCGCCGAGGGGCUGCUGGACGCCGUGCGGGCCACUGACCAGUACUGCUCGCGGCUCCGCCUGGCCGGCUCCACCGCGCCGGGGCCGCCGCAGCCGCAGCCCCCGCCCCAGGACGCCUUCUACCGCGUGGCGGCGCAGAUCAAGCUGCUCUUCGAGAUCCCGGAGAAGAUCUGGAGCUGCCUGGAGGCGGGGGAGCACCUCCGGGCCACCCAGCUCUACCUGCUGUGCUGCCGCCUGCACCAGCUGCUGCAGCUGCAGGCCUCGGGCGCGCCCUGCAGCCCCGUCCUCUCCCGCUUCCCCAUCCUCAUCCGCCAGGUGGCCUCGGCCAGCCACUUCCGCUCCACCAUCCUGCACGAGAGCAAGACGCUGCUGAAGAACCAGGCGGCGUCGGACCAGGCGGUGGCCGCGGCGCUGUGCUCCGUCCUGCUGCUGGAGGAGAGCUCCCCGCGCCAGGCGCUCACCGGCUUCCUCAUGGCCAGGAAGGCGGCGCUGCAGAAGCUCCUCAACCAGCAGCAGCACGGCGUGGGCGUCAAGACCCAGAUCUGCUCGCUGGUGGAGCUGCUGGCGGCCACGCUGAGCCAGGCGCACGCCCUGUUCUACACGCCGCCGCCCGGGGACCCGCGGCCCGACCCCUCCCCGCCCUGCGGCCUGCUCUUCUCCACCCUGGACUCCGUCACGGGCCAGCCGCCCGCCGGAAAGGGCAUCGCUGUUCUCCGCGAGGAGCUGCGGCUGUGCAGCUGGUUCAGGUACCUGCCGGCGUCCAUCGUGGAGUUCCAGCCGGCCCUGCGCACACUGGCCCACCCCAUCAGCCCCGAGUACCUGCGGGACACGCUGCAGCAGUGGAUCCACAUGUGUAACGAGGACAUCCGGAGCGGGGUGCGCGGGCUGCUGCUGUACGUGCGCAACAUGCGCGGCCUGGCGGGCAUCCGGGACGCGCUGUGGGCGCUGCUGGCGGCCGAGGCGCCGGGCUGGGGGCUGGUGUGCCGGCGGCUCCUGGACCGGCCGCUGCUCUUCUGGGAGGACCUGAUGCGGCCGCUCUUCCUGGAGCGCGCGCAGUCCCUGACCCAAGAGGCCUUCGACGCCAUCGCCGGCAGCUGCGACGAGCUCCUGAGCGCGGCCCUGCGCGAGCGCGAGCAGGGGGCCGCCAAGCCCCCGGCCCUGGAGCACGACCUGGGCCUGUUCCUCUGGUCCGAGGGGCCCGGCGACCUGCCCCCCGACGCCGCCUGGGUCAGCGCGGCGCAGCGCGCGCAGCAGGCCCGCGGGGGGCUGGCCAUGAAGGCGCGGGCCGUGAGCCCCUGCGUGCAGGACUUCUGCGCCGCCCUGGACGCGCGCCUGCGCCUGCAGCUGGACGACCUCCAGGCCUACCUGCCGCCCGCCGCGCCCCCCGCGGCCCCCGCGGCCCCCGGGCCCUUCGACCGGCACGCCGACGCGGGCGCCCUGCGGGAGCUGCUGCGCACGCGCUGCGUGGGCUGCGUCCGCCGGCUCGCGGGCCGCGUGGGCGCCGAGCUGGACCGCGCGCAGGAGGCGGCGGGGGGCGCGCGGGGUGCCUCCCCGGCCGGCGCGCUGCAGGCCGCCCUCUUCCUGGCCCGGCUCUGCCAGGCCCUGGGGGAGCUGUGUCCCCACCUCAAGCAGAGCAUCCUGGGCCAGCCGGGGAGCGCCGAGAAGCCGGCCCGGGACCCCAGGCCCCCGAAGAAGCCCAGCAAGGGGCCGGCGGCCGAGCCCGAGCCCGCGCAGGCGCAGUGGCAGGAGGUGCGGGCGCUGCUGCAGGAGCAGAGCCUGCGGGGCUUCCGCGCCUGGAGUAACGCCGUGGUGGACGUGCUGGCGCAGGACUUCACGCAGUCCUUGCUCUUGGAUGACGCUGGCUCAGUGCUGGCCGCGGCCACCAGCUGGGAGGAGCUGGAGAUUCAGGAGGAAGCGGAGUCCGGCCACAGCGUCACCUCCAAGAUCCGCCUGCCCGUGCAGCCGUCCUGGUAUGUGCAGUCCUUCCUGUUCGGCCUGUGCCAGGAAGUCAGCCGGGUGGGCGGCCACGCGCUGCCCAAGGUGACCCUGCAGGAGAUGCUGAAGAGCUGCCUGGCGCGGGUGGUGGCCGCCUACGAGAAACUGGCCGCAGACAGACCGACGAAGCAAGAAGGGGCAUUCCCAGUGACCCAGAACCGCGCCCUGCAGCUGCUGUACGACCUGCGCUACCUCAGCAUGGUGCUGACCGCCAAGGGGGACGAGGCCAAGGGUGGCCGGAGCAAACAGGACUCCAGGACCGAGAAGGUGGUGGACUACCUGGAGGGCCUCAUCGACCCCUUCGACCUGGACGUGUUCACGCCGCACCUCAACAGCCACCUGCAGCGCCUGGUGCAGAGGACGUCCGUCCUCUUCGGGCUGGUGACGGGCCCGGACAGUCAGUUCGCCCCCAGGAGCGGCACGUUCCACUCCCAGGAGCCCCAUAACAUCCUGCCGCUGGCGUCCAGCCAGAUCAGGUUCGGGCUAUUGCCCCUGAGCAUGACGAGCACUCGCAAGGCCAAGUCCACCGCCAGGAGCACGGAGAGCAAAGCCCAGGUGGCCGCUCCGGCCCUCUCCCAAGCUGGUGACCCGUCGCAGCCUGGCUCGCUGUUCCGACAGCUCGUCAGCGAAGAGGAAGACUCGUCUGCAUCGUCUCUGUUCAAGCUCGGCUGGCUCUCGAGUAUGACCAAGUAACGCGGGCCGCGCCCGCCUCGUGCUCAAUUAAUCACUGCUGCCUCCUCUGUUAUGGGAGCAGGCUGAGUCACCGGCAUCCCGGGUCGCCCGGCACCAGGCUCCCUGGAGCUUCUCCCCCUGGCCGUCACCUCCCCAGUUCCGUUCUGUCGUGGAAGGAGACGCGCGUCCUGCUCUGUCCCCCAGAUCCUCUGUCAUCCUCACCAGGAGCCCCCCGGCCCCAGUGGGCCUUGGAUGGCUUUGGGGGGUGGUCAGGGCCCCCGGUUCUCAGCACCUCCAGGGACUCCCGCCCCUGGGCUCAACAGAAGCUGCUGGUGACUCGGCUGUGCGAGCAGGACAAAGGCACCGAGUGACCAGCCUCCGCAGGCCUGACCCCCACAGGGGGGAGUGACAGUCCUCAGGGAGCCGCUUCCCUGGCACCGUGGGGCGGGGCCGGGCCCCUGGACUAAGGCAGCGUGGCGGACAGUUUCAGCCCAAGGCUGAACAAGCGUUCUACAGUCUGCAAAGAAAACUUACGUUGUUGUUGGUUUUUUUCCCCAUGGAAACUAGAUACUCUUUACUAGUUUAUUGAAUUAAAAAAAUUGGAAGAUCCCGCA